GAGAUGGUCGCAGUUAGAUUCUUGGUUUCGAGCCAGCUGUGCAUUGUGGCGUUCUACGUUGCUUAUGCGCAACGAAUAGCUGAACAAAAAUGUCAAGAGUACCGUAGUCUAACGGUAUCCCGGGUAGGGAUCAUCUCGCUGAUCGCCAGACCCAAGGCGAUCGUUCACGAAGAGUUCAACUGUACCAACACGGUUGAGGUGAUCGCUGGCGGUGAGGAAGCCCAGGAAGGAGAAUUUCCGCAUCAUGCAUUGCUCGGUUGGGAAUCGAUCGAUUACAUCAGCACGGACUACACUUUUCUGUGUGGAGCUGUUCUGAUCAGCGAGUGGUAUGUGGUGACUGCUGGUCACUGUAUUGUGGACGGCGAACGGGGUACGCCGGUGGUGGUGCGUUUGGGAGAGUACGAUUUGCAUAACGAUUUCGAUCAUCACGUGGACUUCGAUGUGCUGCAGGCCGUUAGACAUCCGAACUACAAGUUUAGCAGCGUGUACAAUGAUAUAGCGUUGGUAAAGGUCAAGCAACGGAUUCGAUUCUCGCCGUACAUCCGACCAGCUUGUUUGUGGACAUCCGAUGCUUUCAAUUUCACAUCCGUGAUUGCUACUGGAUUCGGUCAGCUGGGAUUCCUUACAGAACAAGCAACCAGGUUAAACAAAGUCAAACUGGAACUGUACGAUGCCUCCGAGUGUGAUCGUGCAUUCGAGAGAAACCGGAAGUUCAAACAUGGAAUCAUCGAUUCGCAGAUCUGUGCCGGAAGUGAAGAGGAAAAGGACACUUGCAAGGGGGACUCCGGAGGACCACUGCAGGUCAUGAUGGAAGACAAGGGUUGCACUUAUUACGUAGUGGGACUCACGUCUCGUGGCCAGGACGCCUGUGGAUUGAUGAAAUCUGUUGCGCUCUACACAAGGAUAUCAUCGUUCGUGAAGUGGAUCGAGUAUGUCGUUUGGGAUGGUGAUUUGGAUUCUUGGUAAAUAAACUUGUAAUACUUCUUAGUGGAAUUUGUUUUUCUUCUGAUUAUACCAUCGCAUAAUCAUCAAGCGU
Molecule: messenger RNA, 1036 nt
Organism: Aedes albopictus (Asian tiger mosquito)
Lineage: Eukaryota; Metazoa; Arthropoda; Insecta; Diptera; Culicidae
Product: serine protease snake
Exons: 4
Coding region: 4-966 (320 amino acids)
Biological process (GO): proteolysis
Molecular function (GO): serine-type endopeptidase activity
Source: RefSeq, a predicted model, not a curated record